AGAAAUUUUCGAUCAGUUUAAGUUUUUCAUUUGCAACGAACGCAACCAAAUCGCUCCGAAGCGAACGCAAAACGAAACAGCAAAAACUCUUAUUUUGUAUAGCUCGUUUAAACAAAAAUCGCGCGCGGACUCCGAAACAAAAAAGGAGAAAAAUAUAUGUAUGAAAUAAUAAAAACAAUACCGUAAAAGCGGCUAAGGCGUGCUAAAUAAAAUACAUAAAUAAAUGCAAAUACGGGUUCAAAUGUGCAGCGACAUCGAAAAAUAUUAGUGCACUAAUUCUACACUCUUUGCAUGGUGCUAAAGAGAAACAAAAUAAGCAUUAAAUACAAAUUUAAUGAAAAUUUAUAGUUUUUACCGCGCGAGUGCUUGUGCCAAAUAAAUACCAAUUAAACGUUUUAAAAGUUUAACGAGAGUGAUAAAAACAAAAAUAAAAGUGAAAUUAUACCAGUUAGAAAUGUGACUAAAACAACUUAACGAAUUUACUUGCUUAAUCAAACAAAAAGAAACAAAGAAGAAAGGAGCGGAAACACACAGUAAAGAGGAAUUUAACCAGUGCAGUUAAGAGCCCAGAGCUCAGAAGGCAACCGUCACAAAAGACAAAGCGAUCAAGCUACAAAGCAGCGCUUAACGGUUUACGGUUAACGGUUAACGAUUAACAGUUAACGAUUGAAUUGAAGCUAGUGAAGGAUCUAACGCUUUAACCAAACAUGAGCGUCAUUGAUAGCGGCAAGUAUCGCUUGCGCAAGGAUUGGGCCAGUGCCUCCAUACCAUCAUUGGUCAACAUCGAUGAGCAUGUCGAUGGCGAUGGCGAGCCAGAGAAUAGCAAGAGCAUAGCGGCACCUCUACCGCCACAGAAGCCCCCACGUCGCAGCUCCCUGGCGUUGGGACUAUUCUCCAGCAAAUCGGACAAGAGCCAAAAGAGACGCAGCUCCAUAGCCGUCGCAUUUAUGCGUCGUGACAGCAAUAAGAACUCUGCCAAAGACUCGUAUGAAUCGGCUGUGCGAAGUGAGAAAUCUGAUGGCUCAGUCACGCCCACCAACAGUCCCGAGAUCGUAUAUAGCUCGGAGGAGAAUAUACGCGCCAGUUCACCGAAUGAGCCUGGCAAAUUGACUUAUUUUGAAGAUGGCACACAAUCGCGUGCUGUCGUCCAGGGUAUGAAUCAAUAUGAUACGCCCAACGAUCGUCAACGUCGACGUCGCAGUUCGCUGCAGACAAAACUAGAUCGUCACAGACGCAAAAAGAUGGAGUUUAUUAAUCAAAGGAGCUUGGACUCCAAUAUGACACACAGCGAAUCGCACGGCGAUCUGACCAAUGAUAGUAUGGCGGCUAAUGGAUCCAAUGGAGCCGGCGAUAUGAGCAGUUAUGCAAAUAAUGACGAUGAUGAAUACGAUAUUGUCGAUCCCAAUCAUGUUGAGUAUUUUCCACGUGAAAAGCGACAUUCCUGGUGGAACAUUUUCGUACCCGAUAACUUCAAGAACAGGUCACGUAGGGCUAGUCAAGAUGUUUCCAGUUUGUCACGCAGCGUUGACAAUUUGGCGAUACCCGUGCGCAGGAGCAAAUCGCGUAGUGUGGAUCAUGGCCUUGCGGCGCCUUUCGAUUUGGAUUCAUUGCGCUCAAAAGUUGAGCAGCGUUUUGAGAGUGUCGACAAAUUGUCAAAGCAAAAGUCUUCAUUGCCCACCAUACCCACCAUUUCCUAUACCGUGGGAAAUCGCGACACAUUGACCUCGGUGGCAGCACGUUUUGAUACCACACCAUCGGAGCUAACACAUUUGAAUCGGCUUAACAGCUCGUUUAUAUACCCGGGCCAGCAGCUGUUGGUCCCCGAUAAGAGUGCCAAAGAUGAUGCCUCCACCAGUUCGACUGGAACGAAUGAGGGAGGGGGCGGCGGAGGCGGUGGCAGUAUAUCCGGCAAGUCGAGUCCAAUUGAGCGCAAAUUCUCUAGCGAUGAGAGCAAGCAGGAGAAAGAUAUUCUUGAGGGCCUGCGUCCCGGUUCCCCCAAGCCAGGACAUAUUGAGCGGGUGGUGGACAACAGUCAGGCCGAGGAGAAUGCGGACAAGAGCGAUGAUCCUGUGAUUACACAACGUUUUCUCAAGAUCAAUGUACGGCACAUUACCGAUGGCCAAGGCGUUGUCGGUGGCGUUCUGUUGGUCACACGCAACGCUGUCAUGUUUGAUCCGAAUGUCAGUGAUCCCCUGGUCAUUGAGCAUGGUCCCGAAAGCUAUGGCGUGAUAGCCCCCAUGGAUUUGGUCGUCAAUGCAGCCAUCUUCCAUGACAUUGCCCACAUGCGUGUGGCAGGAGGCGCUGGACCGAGUGUUGCUGCCAGCAGCGGCGGCGCUGACGCAGAGAAGCCAGAGAUCUAUUAUCCCAAACCAGUAUUAGUUGAGGAGGACUCCAAAGAGUUGAGCGAGCAGCAGGCAGACAUUGAGACCAAUAAGCAACGCUUGGAGGCGGAAAUUGGCUCGCUGGAGAUCACCGAUGAUCAGGAAUCACUUUGUUCCAGCACUGGACGCGACGGCGAUGCCUUUCCCAAGGCCUUUGAGCGUGAACGUGUCGAGGAUACAUCAACGGAAGCCAAAGAUAGCGCUAAGACUGACGCUCACGAUGAGGAUGAUGAAAAGAAAACGCUCGGCCUGACAAAUACACGCAGCACGCUGGAGGAGCGUCGUAAAAGCCUUUUGGAUCAUCACUGGGCCAUUCCGAGCAAAGAUCGAUCAUCGGAUGACGAGGCAGAUAACGAGUCCAACAUAACCAUAGAUAGCGGCUCUCGCGUCCAGGAUCCACAUUUGACAGCCAGUUCGGUCAGCGGUGUUGCCACUGCAACCACUGCUACUGCAACUGCUGGUGGUGGUGCAGCUGGUACAGCAGCUGCUGCUGCGGCAGUUGGCGGUGCUGGUUUGUUGCCGGGCAUGUUGCCACCAUCUGGCAUUGAUUUGGAGCAUCUGGAGCAGCUCUCGAAGCAGUCAUGCUACGAUUCGGGCAUCGAUAUACGCGAGCCCAUACCCACAGUACAGCCGAUACCAAAGAAAACCGUUUACAGCGAUGCUGACAUUGUUCUCAGCUCCGACUGGGUUCCACCGAAAACCAUUGUGCCGACGCACUUUAGCGAGUCGCCGCCACGCAGCACGAUUCUUGGCCAGAGCCUCGAUGCUGGCGGUGCUCGCAAGAAGACAUCCAGCGUCAGCUUCAGCGUGGACGACGAGGCAGCACAACAAGUACAGGCAGCUGCAUCCGCGGCAGCUGGUGACAAGCAGUCCGAAAAGAAGAACAAGGUAAAGCUGGGCGGUAAUCUUUUUUCGAAAACACCGUCCGAAGAAUCUGGUGGGUCGCCAGUGCCGCCAUUGACACCACACUCGACACAUUCCGAGGGUCAUAUGACCUAUGGUCACAGGCGCUCGUCAAUUGGCACCUUUAUACGUCCACAUUCGUCAGAGGGCACGGUGUACAGCACAAAGCUGAAGGAGCCAAAGCCACAGCCGCCCAAGCUGGACUAUCGCUCCAUGGUCUCAAUGGAUGACAAGCCGGAAUUGUUUAUUAGUGUGGACAAGCUUAUACCACGUCCAGCACGAGCCUGCUCCGACCCACCUUUGUAUUUCCGCCUGCGUAUGGGAAAACCCAUUGGCAAGGCCAUUCCACAGGGAACCACUGUCAUGUCCUAUGGCAAAAACAAGCUGCGCGCCGAAUAUUGGUUCAGUGUGCCUAAAAAUCGCGUUGACGAGCUCUAUCGCUUCAUAAACACCUGGGUGAAACACCUGUACGGUGAGCUGGACGAAGAGCAAAUCAAGGCGCGCGGCUUUGAACUAAUCCAAGAGGAUACCGAAUGGACGAAGAGUGGCACCAUCAAAACCGGUGGCUACAGCGACAGCCAGGAUGGCGAGGAAAUCAGCGAUCUCACCCGCGAGUCCUGGGAGGUGCUGUCUAUGAGCACAGAUGAAUAUCGCAAGACCUCACUUUUUGCAACUGGUUCCUUUGACCUGGAUUUCCCCAUACCAGAUCUAAUUGGCAAAACAGAGAUACUCACAGAAGAGCAUCGCGAAAAACUGUGUGCACAUUUGCCAGCUCGCGCUGAAGGAUAUUCCUGGUCCUUAAUCUUUAGCACAUCGCAACAUGGUUUCGCCCUGAAUUCGUUGUAUCGCAAAAUGGCUCGACUGGAGAGUCCAGUUUUAAUUGUCAUAGAGGAUACAGAGCACAAUGUAUUUGGUGCUUUGACCUCCUGUUCGCUGCAUGUGUCGGAUCAUUUCUAUGGCACCGGCGAAUCCCUGCUCUACAAAUUUAAUCCCAGCUUCAAGGUAUUUCAUUGGACUGGCGAGAAUAUGUACUUUAUCAAAGGAAACAUGGAAAGUCUCUCGAUUGGCGCUGGCGACGGUCGGUUCGGUCUCUGGCUGGACGGUGAUCUGAAUCAGGGUCGCUCACAGCAUUGCAGCACAUAUGGCAAUGAGCCAUUGGCGCCACAAGAAGACUUUGUUAUCAAAACACUCGAAUGCUGGGCAUUUGUUUAAGUGAACUUGUGUUGAGAACGCAUUCUACAUGAGAAGAGUGAAGCCUACCUAUUUAAUUAAUUAUAUUUAUAUAUAUAUAUAUGUAUGUGUACUAAAAAAAAAAUUACAAACAACCUGAGAAUGAUAUCAAAAGCUAACGCGUGUCAAAACAAAUAAUAAACAACAUCAACAACAAGCAUAACAUUUUAAAUAUAUAAUUGAAAUCACACGGAAAACACAAAGACGAGAAUAAUAGAAACUCUAACCUUAACUUCAAAUGCAAUUGAAAGCUUGUAAAAUUGUAAAUGCCUGUGAGCAGAAAGAAAAUUACUGUAUGCGUUGAAACGUAUUAAUUAUUUAGUUUUUAUAUAAUAUAUUACUAAAAAAAAAAGUAACUAAAUUAUGUAUUAGAAUAAAACAGUGAGAAAAACUGAUUUAAAACAAAACAGAACGAAGCAAACAAAAGCUACGAAAAAAAAGGAAACAAUUGAAAUGUACACUUAAAGCACACGACAUUUGGACAUAAACAUCAUGCAAUCACACACAACAAAAUACACACACCCACUACACACUUCACACACACGCAUCCACACACACGCCUACCCGCAUUUAAUCUUAAGUUUUAUUAUCAAAAAUCAUACUAAAUGAAAUGAUGAUAAACCAAAAUACAAUCCAAAGCAACAAGCUUUCAAUUCAAUUAAAUUAAAUUGAUUCUAUGUUCUGUAUUUGGUUUAUUAAUUUUAAUAUAAUUUACAUUUAAUUAUAAUUUGAUUCAAGCCUUUAAUUUUCUCUAUAAACAAGUGCAGAAAGAAAUGAAAAGAAUGUCGAUAUAAUUUUAGUGCAAUGCUCCCAAUUUUUGCAAGUGAAACGAAAAUAUUUUUUUUAUUGAUUUAACUUUUUAAUGUAGAGCAACUGAGUGAGCGAUAGAGAGAGAAAACAAUAUAAAGGCAAUUAUUUUCUUUAGUUUUAAUUAUGCUAAUGAUGUUGUUUUUUAUGCAAUUAUACUAAACGGAAACAACACAAGAAUGAUAAAUACACAAUAUACUACAACAAUUACAAAA
Molecule: messenger RNA, 5536 nt
Organism: Drosophila innubila
Lineage: Eukaryota; Metazoa; Arthropoda; Insecta; Diptera; Drosophilidae
Exons: 19
Coding region: 708-4496 (1262 amino acids)
Biological process (GO): response to oxidative stress
Cellular component (GO): nucleus
Source: RefSeq, a predicted model, not a curated record